Cyphomyrmex costatus is the source of this 1029-nucleotide messenger RNA. It is a transcript of the gene Adi1, whose product is annotated as acireductone dioxygenase 1. The record is from RefSeq and is a predicted model, not a curated record. NCBI's taxonomy places the organism in Eukaryota, Metazoa, Arthropoda, Insecta, Hymenoptera, Formicidae. Gene Ontology annotation, molecular function: acireductone dioxygenase [iron(II)-requiring] activity. The transcript is spliced from 4 exons. Bases 103 to 663 code for a protein of 186 amino acids.
UUAAAAUGCAGAAGUCUGAUCUCCAGCGUCAUCAUCAUCAUUCAGUAUAACACUAUUCGGUAUAACAUCAAUUUUCUUUAUUAUUCGAACGAGACUAAUACUAUGGUAUGCGUCUGGUAUAUGGACAGCAGCGAUGCUGAUCAAAGAUUGGAACACCAUAAGCAACCGCCGGAAUAUGUUUCGCUGGAUAACCUGUUUGCCGCAACAGGCGUGGAAUAUUUUGAGAUAAAUCAUCUAAAUUAUGAGGCAGAUGUUACUUUAAAAGAAUUACGCAAGAAACGCAGUUACACAUAUGAAGAUGAGUUAACAUGUUCCAAAGAAUGUUUAGAAAAUUACGAAGAGAAGUUAAAACAUUUCUUUACCGAACAUCUUCAUACUGACGAGGAAAUACGUCUGGUUCUGGAUGGGUCAGGCUAUUUUGAUGUACGGGACAAGAAUGAUCAAUGGAUACGGAUUAAUGUAACGGCUGGUGAUUUAUUAAUCAUACCCAGUGGGAUUUAUCAUCGUUUCACACUGGACAUUAACAAUUAUAUAAAAGCAAAGAGAUAUUUCGUGGGAGAGCCAGUUUGGUUGCCAUAUAAUAGACCAGCCGAGAACAUGGAAUGUCGCAAGCAGUACCUAAAUAAAUUACAAAAAGGUUUUGAAGUACCUUUACCUCGAUAAUCUCAUAGUUACUACUAUACAUGAGUUCUACGAGAAAGUAUAUUUUUUAUAUCAGUCUAUUCUGUUGAACUAUUACAUGCGAAGUUACCAACUUAUAUUAUCAUAUUUGAAUAUUUUAUAUAUACAUACAUACGUACAUUAUAUAUAUACAGGGUGAUCCGAAAUUCGCUCAUUCGGAGUAUAGGAAUGAUACUUUAUACUAAAACAAACAACUUUUUCCUUUAGCAAAAUUGCGUCCAAUAAAUAGUUUUUACAAGAAAGCUUGUUGAAGUUAACGAAUAAGCGCUCAGGGUCGGCGCGCACGCCUCACUUGCAUGUACCUAGUCCGUGACUAGUAUUCAUAAAUGAUGUCUUCUAAGACGCUCA